Daldinia caldariorum is the source of this 2310-nucleotide messenger RNA. Its product is annotated as WD domain-containing protein. Gene Ontology annotation, molecular function: ubiquitin ligase activator activity; protein binding; anaphase-promoting complex binding. The record is from RefSeq and is a predicted model, not a curated record. Bases 251 to 2077 code for a protein of 608 amino acids. The transcript has 3 exons. Gene Ontology annotation, cellular component: anaphase-promoting complex. NCBI's taxonomy places the organism in Eukaryota, Fungi, Ascomycota, Sordariomycetes, Xylariales, Hypoxylaceae. Gene Ontology annotation, biological process: positive regulation of anaphase-promoting complex-dependent catabolic process; anaphase-promoting complex-dependent catabolic process; positive regulation of ubiquitin protein ligase activity.
CGCUAGAAAGAGCUUAUUUAACCCCCAGGGGAAUCAGGACAUAUUCGCCGAUAAUAUCCAAUCCUCCAACAACUACCCAAACUCUCCCAUGGGCUUGGUUUUUACCAACUAACUGAUACUCUCGGCUUCCAACUCGUACCAACUGAUUCGCGCUUUUUGCCUCGACCAUUACGCCUACCGUGCCUCCUCUACCUAAAGAAAUUGCCUAGCUUCCACCGUCCCUUCUUGAACUCCAUCUGCAUGAGAGAAAAUGACUAUAGAAUCUGAUUCGGUAUCGGCGUUACCGCCGCUAUUAAAGCGGCAAGCUCGCGAUACGACAAGCCCCGCCGUGCGCACGCCCUCCAGGACAGGCACUCCUCCCCCGCCAUCUGAUCGAGGAACACUCCAGGUGAUGAACAAUGUGGAAGGUGGUAAUUCGAGGAAUAUACGUCACGGACGGAGAGGCGAGCGGGCGAGUAUAGGCGGUUUCGAUCCUGAUAGUUUGACGCGGGCUCUCUCAAGGGAACUAUCUGCCGACAGACGAGAUAGCGCUUCAAGUGCGAGUCCUAGUAGGAAGCGACAGCGCAUCAAUGGCGACAGAUUUAUACCCGAACGCAGCGGUCAGGAUAUGGUCUCCGCUUUCAGUCUUAUGCAUGAGGGAGGGUCGCCAGCUACACCCCCGCGACAGAAGAAGCGAACACCACAUGGUGAGCUUCACUUCCAACAAACUGAGGAAGCGAACGACAGAUUUUCUCGAGUGUUGAGAGCAGAACUCUUCGAGAACACAAUACCGCAGGCUACACCGCAAAUGAUGUCUCCAGAUGCUAAUUUGCCAGGUUCGGCACACUCUACACAUACUCAUAAUGGCACGAGAUCCCACACACCACCUAACAACCCCCCUCCCUCUCUACCUGCAAGCUUUACGCCAUCAACACCUCACAAGAAUCUCUUCUCUUACAUGUCUCCCCGCCACCAUUCCAACGUAGCUGGCCAACCGACGCCGUCCCGGACACCACAGAGCCGGCAUGGUCCUAAUCUGGAUAUACGCUCAGAGAUAUAUAGCCUGUCUCCAGUUCGCUUUGGAAGCCAGCAAAUGCUAUUAAGCCCAAGGCGGCAACCGAGAGCUGUCAGUAAAGUACCUUACAAAGUACUAGAUGCUCCCGAGUUAGCCGACGACUUCUACCUAAACUUGGUUGACUGGGGUAGCGCUAAUGUUUUAGGCGUCGGUCUGGGCUCGAGCGUCUACAUGUGGAAUGCGCAAACAAGCCGGGUCAACAAGCUUUGUACACUGGAGGAUGACACGGUGACAAGCGUAUCGUGGAUUCAGAAAGGCACGCACAUAGCCAUCGGGACUGGAAAAGGCUUAGUACAGAUCUGGGAUGCUGAGAAGACUAGGCGCUUAAGAACGAUGACCGGACACACUGCACGUGUGGGAUCAUUGGCUUGGAACACUCAUAUUCUCACAUCAGGAUCUCGAGAUCGACUGAUAUACCAUCGCGAUGUCAGGGCCCCCGACCAGUGGAUGCGAAAGCUUAUGGGACAUAAGCAGGAGGUCUGUGGCUUGAAAUGGAACUGCGAAGAUGGUCAAUUGGCAAGUGGCGGAAAUGACAACAAACUCAUGGUUUGGGAUAAACUCUCGGAAACACCUUUAUGGAAAUUUUCCGAUCACACCGCUGCUGUCAAAGCAAUAGCAUGGUCGCCCCACCAACGUGGUCUACUGGCCUCCGGCGGUGGAACAGCUGAUCGAAGGAUAAUAUUCCAUGAUACAGUCCGUGGAUCUGCCAUCAACGAGGUAGAUACAGGUAGCCAAGUCUGCAAUAUCUCUUGGUCGAAGAAUUCCAACGAAAUCGUCUCAACGCAUGGCUACAGUCAAAACCAGAUCGUCGUCUGGAAAUACCCUGCCAUGACGCAGGUAGUCAGCCUCACUGGUCACACAUAUCGGGUGCUAUAUCUGGCGAUGAGUCCUGAUGGCAGAACAAUAGUUACAGGAGCUGGCGACGAAACCCUGCGAUUCUGGACUGUAUUCGGAAGGCGACCAGGCCAGAGAGAAGACAGCGACGGUGGGGGACGAUUGAGCGAGUGGGGAGUCAUUCGGUGACGAAAUUAAUUCAGCCCCGAUCUAUCUACUUUACGGUGACAGACUCUACUGCCCCAUAACGAUAUCCACCUAGUUUUACGACAUAUUUGAAGGGGGCCAAAUGGUCUUUUCGCAGUUCCUUGCAUCCAUCGGCGUUUUGCAUGUAUGAGUUGAGUUUUACUUUUUUGGGAGGGGGUCCGGAUCUUUUUGGAGUCUUACCUAACUAUCCAUGGUAUUGCAAAGGUUGACGGGCU